This is a messenger RNA of Aureobasidium namibiae CBS 147.97, 1242 nucleotides long. RefSeq names its product calcineurin-like phosphoesterase. Gene Ontology annotation, biological process: peptidyl-serine dephosphorylation; double-strand break repair via homologous recombination. Bases 1 to 1242 code for a protein of 413 amino acids. Gene Ontology annotation, molecular function: protein serine/threonine phosphatase activity. The record is from RefSeq and is a predicted model, not a curated record. Gene Ontology annotation, cellular component: cytoplasm; nucleus. Lineage: Eukaryota; Fungi; Ascomycota; Dothideomycetes; Dothideales; Saccotheciaceae. The transcript has 3 exons.
AUGAGCGAUCUAGACAAGGCGAUUGCGCAGUUGCGCUCAUGCCGGCCAAUCCCAGAGUCGCAAGUCCGCGAGCUCUGCUACAAAGCCAGAGAGCUAUUGAUCGAAGAAGGCAACGUCGUCACCGUAAAUGCCCCAGUCACGAUAUGCGGCGACAUCCACGGCCAGUUCCAUGACUUGAUGGAGCUCUUCCGCGUUGGUGGCCCUGUUCCUGACACCAACUACCUCUUCAUGGGCGACUUUGUCGACCGCGGCUUCUACUCGCUUGAAUCCUUCCUCCUCCUCCUCUGCCUCAAGGUCCGCUACCCCGAUCGUAUCACCCUCAUCCGUGGCAACCACGAAUCAAGACAGAUCACCACCGUUUACGGCUUCUACGACGAAUGCCUACGCAAAUACGGCAGCGCCAACGUCUGGCGAUAUUGCUGCGAAGUCUUUGACUACCUUGCCCUAGGAGCUCUGAUCCUAGGCGCCGCAAACGAACUCGGUCCCACCACCGCCGAACUUCCAAAUGACCCUCAACAACCCUGCUCCGAAUCUCUCGAAGACGUCGAAAUCGAAAUCAUAAACUCGCAUAAUCAAGUCAUGAAUCGCUUUCCUCGCCCGAAACCCUCCACUGAAUCCUCCGUACCCAACAGCCCCUCAAAUACCGGCCCUGCAGGCACAGGCGCAACCUCCUCAAGUAGUGGCUCCGCAUCAAAUCCAGGCGGUGCCGUACUAUGCGUCCACGGCGGCCUAUCACCCUUGAUUGACAGCAUCGACAAAAUCAGACUCAUCGACCGCAAGCAAGAAGUGCCCCACGAAGGCGCCAUGUGCGAUCUUCUCUGGUCUGAUCCAGACGACAUUGACGGUUGGGGCCUCUCCCCCCGAGGCGCUGGUUUCCUCUUCGGCGCCGACAUAGUCAAACACUUCAACCACAAAAACGACUUGUCGCUCAUCGCUAGAGCACACCAGCUUGUUAUGGAAGGCUUCAAGGAAAUGUUUGAUAAUACGAUUGUCACGGUGUGGAGUGCGCCUAAUUAUUGCUAUCGCUGUGGCAAUGUUGCUGCAAUUCUGGAGCUGUCCGAGGAUGGUGCUAAUGGCGGGUAUACGCCACGCAGUAAUGGCGAAGUCGAACGAUCACAGGCAGUCGUUACUGACAUGGUCUUGAAACAAGGGCCGGGGAGGAGGUAUCGUGUCUUUGAGGCUGCGCCGCAGGAUUCUAGGGGGAUGCCAGCCAAAAAGCCAGUGGCUGAUUACUUUUUGUAA